Molecule: messenger RNA, 718 nt
Organism: Ilex paraguariensis (yerba mate)
Lineage: Eukaryota; Viridiplantae; Streptophyta; Magnoliopsida; Aquifoliales; Aquifoliaceae
Source: the annotation of a GenBank genome assembly
AUGAUAAGUAUAAUGUCAAGAAAAUUAAGCAGGAGAGUGACUUUCAGUCCUGAUAUCAAUGAGAUCAAGCCAACAGUCAUACACAAACAUGGUGGUGGUAUCAAAGUUGGUGGAAACAAGAAGAGGGUCAUUUCAAUUUGGAGUUAUAGAGUUCCCAAAAGCUAUGGAUUCUCACCAGUGAAUCUUCUAAAGAGCGUUGGAGCGAAGGUGGCGAGAGCUCUGCGUUCUAUGUCCACUAGAAGAAGAUCAUCGCGUAGAGUUUCUUCGUCUAGUUUGGUAAGGUCACGGUCAUAUGCAGAACCACUUGAUUCUCAUCGAGCUGAAGCUAUGGAAGAUUGCAUCGAGUUCUUGAAUUCCUCUUCCUCUUUGAAGAGAUCAAGCUCUUUUUCUACAAGUUCUUGCUAGAAGAGUUCUUGCAUGGUUCAUAUGGAAAGAUAAAAACGGAAGAGAGAGAAAUGUUGUGAUUUAUAAUUUACAAAGUGACUUUUUUUUUUUUUUAUGUAGGAAAUUAAAUACAUAGAAAAAGAAUUGCAUAGUGAGUAGAAGUGAACACAUCUGUUAUUGAUCAAUCAUUAUAUUAGAGUAUAGUUUUGCUUUCAACAUUCCAAAGAGGAUUGGUUUUCUUCUUGAGACUUGUGUUUCUCUGGUGUUUCUUCACUGUAUAGACUAAAAGACUUCUCUGUGGUAUUUUGGAAGGUAGAGAAGAAGAAGAAGAAGA